Messenger RNA from Epinephelus moara (kelp grouper), 2184 nucleotides. Its product is annotated as histone H2A-beta, sperm-like. Lineage: Eukaryota; Metazoa; Chordata; Actinopteri; Perciformes; Serranidae. Gene Ontology annotation, cellular component: nucleosome. The record is from RefSeq and is a predicted model, not a curated record. Gene Ontology annotation, molecular function: structural constituent of chromatin; protein heterodimerization activity; DNA binding. The transcript is spliced from 2 exons. Bases 1 to 375 code for a protein of 124 amino acids.
AUGUGCCGGUUACCGGCGUCACGGUUUACCACGGCUAUCAGAAGAACCCCCAGAGCCAAGGCAAAGACCCGCUCCUCCCGUGGUGGGCUCCAGUUCCCAGUCGGCCGUGUUCACAGGCUGCUGCGCAAAGGAAACUAUGCGCAGCGUGUCGGUGCCGGUGCCCCCGUCUACCUGGCGGUUGUGCUGGAGUAUCUGACCGCUGAGAUCCUGGAGUUGGCUGGAAACGCUGCCCGCGACAAAAAUAAGACCCGUAUCAUCCCCCGUCACUGGCAGCUGGCUGUCCGCAACGACAAGGAGCUCAACAAGCUGCUGGGUGGAGUCACCAUCGUGAAGUUAAGAAACAGCUCUAUUAAACUUUUAACGGGUUUAUAUUAGCCGACACAUUUAAACAACUGGUGUGAUGAUGCGUUGCACUGACAGGAGAUGCCUGGUACGUGCUGUCGCUCAUGAAUGGUCAAACGAAUAUUAGCCUACUGUUUUAAAGUGUAGAACGCGAAAAUAGGACGACGCCUGUAUUGUUAUUAUUAUUAUUAUUAUUAUUAUUAUUAUUAUUAUUAUUACUGCGGUAAUACCGGUUACCGUGGUAUUUUUGCCUACGGUUAUCAUACCGUCAAAAUCUCAUACCGGCACAUGCCUACACUGAAGAAAACAUAAUUAUUAUAUCAUGUUCCAUUUUUGCCACUAUAUCCCCCUACACACUGUUCCUUUAAAUGUGUUGGGAUUCACGGGACCACAGAUGAUUUGUCAUUUCUUAAAAUCUAAACUGGACAUGUGAGGGCUUUUCUUCUCUGCAUGCUCUUUGUUCCUCAGACAAAGAGAGCUAUUUCUCACCUCAGUGAGACCAGUCGUCAAACUUGAUUGGACAGGACUUUUACAGUGACAUGUGACUCUCUGAUGUCAGAGGCAACUGUAGAAGGUCUGCUCCCUUCAGACAGUCUUCCUCUUGCUCGUGAGCUGUCGACCAGCUCACACCACCUCUAGCUCCUGGGCCUUUGGCCAGCCCAGACAGACCUCUCUUCCUCCUGGGCUCUGACCAACUCAGAGGCCAUUGCCCCAAACCACUAAAGGGAGGGCAAUUGCCCACGCUCAAGGCAGAGGCAAACCUGAACCAGAGAAGUUAGAUUUGCAAGCACAAGGUUUGCAACUAACUUUCCAGCAACAAGGAGAACCAAGUUCAGUUAGCACCCCAGCAUCUAACUCUGCAGCUUCCUCAGAUCUGCAACAUAGCUUUAUCACAGCUUUACAGGCUAAGCAAGACUGUUUUACUUGUUGUAUGUGAUUUAAUACUGUUGAGUCAUUGUGAUUGUUUGCAGUUAAGUCAUUGGUUAGUUGGCUUCGCCAAAGCUACAGUAAGUGAUGUUAGUUUGCUAAUGCUGUUCAUAGACAACAUCUUGCAUGCAACUAAACAUCCCCUGCACUGAUCCAGACCCUUUGCAACACAGAUCACAUUCACAUAGACUCAUUUACAAACAGGCUUUCAACAGAGCUACACCCAAAGAGGCAACUCAAAGUUAAAUAUAAUUCUUUGGAAUCAUACCUGCUGUCUGUUUAAUGUUGCACAAGGCUGAAUGACUAGUUAACCUCUGCUGCAUCAAGAACUCCGAAAUCCUUCAGGCUUUACUGUUAAUUUGGUUAUGGUUAUUAAUUUAAUUAUUAAUCAAAAAUUCCAAAUUAAUAGUUUAGUGUAUUUUAUGAGACUGCUAUCUUAAACUGACUAUCAUUUUCCCUUUUCGGGAAUAGUGCCCCACGAGGUAAUUUAAUGUAAAUUAAGUUAUAUUAUUGAACAUAAUCAGUAAUUAUUAUUAUUAUUCAUUAAUUAUUUCCGAUAGCCAAUUUGAUACUCUAUUUGGACAUCUAGGUCAGGCCCGUGUUAAGGCUUAAGUCCAAACAGAUGGUGCCGCUGUGUAAAACAUAACACUGGUACCUAGAUCACAACAAAUAGUAUCCCCUCUUUUACAGUAUCACCAAUAUAAUUUACAACAUUAAUAAUGUCCCCCCUCUAGGCCCAGAAUUGUUCCCUACAUUAUUGGUGCCCCUUGGUGAGGCCUAAUAUUGUUGUUCCCAACAAAUGUAAUUCAUCCAAUAUUUUUUAUUUUUUGGGGGAGAUUUCACUCUGGACAACACACAGGUAGAGUGGUUAAAAAGUUCAAUGAUUAAUUGUAACCCUCUACAUACAAAUAGUGU